CUGAAAGCGAGCCACGUGACAUAUUAGCAUGCGCGUCUACUGCACAGCAGCUAGUAAUGGCGUAUGCUUCUUGUGAAUCCUAGCGUGAUAGACGUUCUCUUCGAGGAGUGCAAUUUACUCAUUUCUUAUUGAGGAAAGAUGCAGUUUUGCUGAAGAAUGGAUACAGAAUCAUCAUCAAAGUUCAUUGGUUCCCUAUCCAAGUUUCUGCAGUCUCUGUGCAAUGGUUAUGUUAAUUUUGAAGAUGGUGUUGAGCUGAUAGGUCAUAUCUAUCUUAGUGUUGAUACUGGAAAAAAGAUUGAUUACAUUCUGAAUGAAAAAGUAUGUAAAAGUGACAAUUCUGUAACAUUUAUAAGCAACAGUUUUCAUGCACAGCCUUUAGACAAACUGAAGACACUAUCAAGCAAAAAGAAUGCUGAAGAUAAAGCUCCUGAUGGUGCGGGCAGGAAAGAAGAAGAAGCUUUAUUAUUACAGUCAGGAGAUGGACCAACCCGCAACACACAAAUAAACACAUUAGGCAGAAACCAUGGGUCUCUUUCGUCUGGUCAAGCUACACAGAACCGGUCAUCAGUAAAACGUCCAGGUUCACCGCUGACCUCAAGAAAGGCACCAACUCCUCCACAGCGACGUCCGUCAACACCUCCAUCUCAGAGGCGGUCACAGCUGCAAUCUGCUUCUGCUAAAGGUUCUUUGGGAAGUCCAGCAUCAUUAAAAAAUGUGCCAUCAUCGCCUUCAUCAUCAAGUCUUGAUAAUGCUCCUUCACCUUCGUCUAGGUUAAAAACUAAUCAUCCUUCUACAGAAACAGUUAGUGGAGAUGCAGACAGUGAUAUUUUAGUACCACCAAACAUACUAGCUGUUGCACAAGUCCCUGAUCUUUCAAGCUUUUUGGGUGCAACAGGAAAUGAGGGACAAGAUGCAACAGCUCAUGAGCAAGGACUGGCCACAUCUGAUGAUGAAACUAAACCUGACACAGACAUUACAUUUAUUAAAGAAGAGUUCAUUCCUAGCGCUUCAAGCUGUGCUCAGGCAGGCAGCAGUGGCCAAUCCUCAGGUCGAUCAAUGGAAGAACAGGUGCACGAUUCGGGCAGCUCGUCUGGUUUAUAUCCUGUCAUGCUGCAUCAAAAUACUGCGGCUUUCUCAAGUUCUGGUGGUUUUCCUCCAAGCUUUCCUUCACUUGGCAAUGCAACAGCCACAUCUACCUCUACGUCUCAAGCAUCCACCGAUAUUUUUGCCAAUCCUGUUCCUGGCACUUCAAAUCAGGAUAGCAGUAGUGGAGACCCAUCAGGCUGUGGCAUAGACUUGAACAAGCAGACCUUGUGGCAAGACGAGCAGGGUGGACACAUCUUGAUAGCUAAGAUGACUCAUUCAAAGUGGCAAAUGCGAGAACGAAAAUAUCAGUGUGAAUACUGUGGCAAAGCAUUUGUUGCAGGCAGAGACUAUGCAGUUGAUGCUCUGGUAAGUGACCUGUGGUUUCGGAGGGAAGAUGGCCAUGGUAUGCUCAAGGAAGGAGAAUUUGUUCCAGAUAGAACAGUCAGAAUCGCGUCAGUUUCGCCCAAGAAGGGCUGGAGAGAGCGUCUCAAGAGCUUUGUGUCUGGUCACUCCCGGCAUAUAAAGCAGACAGUGGACUUGAUGUUCGGCAGCAUGGACCACAUUCCAGCUUUCAGGCAUACGAAUAAUAAAAACCAUCCUUUACAAGAAACUAGACAAAAACCUUGGAAUAAAAGGAGCAAAAGAUAUGCCUCAUUUCGCUUUUGUGGAGACAUCAGCUUGUUGAGACAAGCAGAAGAUAUUACCCAACCAAACUUGGUUACCAAGUGGAAAGUAUCUCGUGGGCCUGUUCAGUGCAAAGAAUGUGGUACGAUGUUGUCCUGUGUCACAGCACUGGAGGCUCAUUUGGCUCGUGCCCAUCGUGACCUGCAGCAAAAGCCAGCUGUGUGUGACCGAUGCGUGGUGAGUCAGCAUGCAUGUAGCCCUUUCCUACAACUUGGGCAGGGCAGUGCAGAACUGAUCCCUGUGCAGCAAGUUUCUCUUCAGGCCACAACAGCUCAUGGUUCCUACUGCAAGCGCUGUAUGUUCUACUGCUCAAGUGUUCAAGUGCUUUUCCAACACAUCUCUAAAUGCAGGGCAGCCUCAAAGAGUCAUUCCAAAGAGGGUGUUGCAUCUGCUGUGACUGUUCAGAGUGAAAAUUGGGAGGAAACAGAAAGGGGACAACAAAGAUUGGGAACUCAAGAAGUGGAUAACGCCACAGACCCUUCUAAGCCCUACAAAUGUUCCAGAUGCGGACGCAGUUACCAGCUGGCCCAGUCACUGCAGCGUCAUCGGUGGAAGUGUGACAAGUCACGGCCCAUGCAUUGUGCCCUCUGCAAUGCAGUGUUUUUCCGUGCAGACAUAAUCAACGCUCAUAUGAUGUCAAUGCAUGGUGUUGAUAUUAGAACAGCCCCCAAACGUGUGCAAGAUGGCAUGCUAAAUGGAUAAUGUGUUUGGCUAUCUCUGAGACAUUAUUAAAACAUCAUUUACUGUGUACAAGAAGGCAUGCUAAAUGAAUGAUGGGCUUUGUUGUCUCUAAAAUUUCUUAGGGAGCAUUUUUCAUCCUGUGAGUGACCAUGGCAUCAUUCACAGAUCUCGGUUCAAAGCUGACUUUAAUGAUGUAGAUAGUCAUAAAGAACAGCUUUCUUUGUUACCUUGUUUGAGAAACAUGGUAGAAGUGUGUGCAAUCAUCCACUUCAUAAAAAGCAAUAUUUUUAAAAAAAAAUCUAUUUUCCUAACAUAAAGAAGCAGAUGACCUAUUGAUAAUUAUCUUAUGUCAAUACAUCUCAGGAGCUUUAAAAUAUUGAUUGCAACUCAAUUUGUGAAUACCAGCAUGAAGUUAAACCAGAUGGUUGUGUAAUGGAUGUAGUCCAUAUGGUUUUUUUAAAAAAAAUGUAUUUCACACAUUUAAAAUUUAAAAGAGUUCAGCCAAGAUAUUGUAGUGUUAAUUCUUUAAAUAGAUUGUAAGCCAUUCUGAAUUGGACUCUCAAGUGCAUUGCACUUACAUCAUCAACUAACUGGGGGAAUUAAGUCCCAGAACGUGAAUCUUUAUUCUUGACUCCAGUGAAUUGUGCCACAAAACAUUUAUUGUAUGGUUGUCUUUCACUGUUGUAUGUGUCUUCAUAAACAACUGACUGAAAGAAAACCUGUGUGUGCUUUACCCAUUGAACACUAGAAACUUGGAUGUCUUGGAGUUGUCAGUCUUAAGGUCCAUUCUGUCUCAUCCCCUUUUAAUCCUCAGUGCUCAUGCAUGGACUAUCAGCUAUGUCACAUUUCUGUUGUCUGUUUCAUUUAUUAACACAUUUCACAGAAAGUGAUUCAGUCUUAAGUAGUAACUCGAUAAUCUGUACUAUCAGUUUUAGUGAUACUGUCACCAGCUACAAAGAAAUGUCUAAAAGAAGGGUAUUCUGCCAUACUUUUAUUUAAAAGUAGAAGCAAAACUAUCAUAAAGUCUUUAUUCAUAGCUUAAUGUGGCUGUAUCAGAGUCACAAGUUGUUGCAUUAAAUGAGAUUUUUUGUCUUUUCCUCCAUGCACUCACCAGCACAUUAAAAGCAAAGACAGAACUUAAUGAUUUUUGUUUUGCUGUGACUGGGGAGUUUUAUUUCAUCCAUACGGUUUUCAAGAUUGGCUAAUAAAAGAGAAAUUCGGGGUUCUUAUUAAGGAAAUAUUUAUCCCACACAGAUAAACAUUAAUUGAUGAUUCAGAGAAAAAUAUUGUUUUUACUUUAGGUACUCCCUAUUUAAGAGGUAGUUUUUAAAAUCAAGAGCAUAUGCUAUUGAUUUUAAAGCUUAGAUUGAAAAGAAAGAAAGAAACAAAAAUGUAAUAUUUGGAAGAGUGAAUGCACGAGUGGAGGUUUAUGAGACUUGCAGAACUCUUGCAUUUUACGUAUCUCAUGCUGUGGCUUUUGUCCAAGAAACUGUUCAAGCAGUGUAUUGAUGCUAUCAAGGAACUGUUACAGUCAUUGCUCUCCUGUGCUGCAUCCUAAUCUCUUGUCACUUGAUAAAGACUCGUGCCGCAUAGGUGAAAACGCUGCGUGCUGACUGGACACUCUUUUCUUCU
Molecule: messenger RNA, 4083 nt
Organism: Pomacea canaliculata
Lineage: Eukaryota; Metazoa; Mollusca; Gastropoda; Architaenioglossa; Ampullariidae
Product: fez family zinc finger protein erm-like
Exons: 8
Coding region: 157-2472 (771 amino acids)
Biological process (GO): regulation of transcription by RNA polymerase II
Cellular component (GO): nucleus
Molecular function (GO): RNA polymerase II cis-regulatory region sequence-specific DNA binding; DNA-binding transcription factor activity, RNA polymerase II-specific
Source: RefSeq, a predicted model, not a curated record